AUGGACGUCAAAGUAACAAAAGAGAAAUUGGGUGCUGCGGUCAUGAAGGCGAAGGAGAGGCAGAGAAAGAGAAGAGAGGAAGAGGCGAAGAAAAGAAGGGAAGAGAGGAGUGUCAUGUUUAAAAAGAUGGAAGAGAUAGAGGUGUUAGAGGAGGAUAUAGAGGAAGAGGUGAAGGGGAGAAGAGAGAGGAGGAGAGAUGAUUUAGAGGAGGAGGAUGAUGAGGAUUGGGCAGUAGGCUAUGGGCGUGAUAGAGAGGAGGUACCAGAGAGGGUGAAGGAGAGAAGGGCUAGAAUAAAAGGGUUGGUAGAGUUUAGAGUGGCUGAAAGAGAAGAAGAAGAGGAAGAAGAUGAAGACACCUAUUGCUGUGUUUACGGGUGUGUAAUUGUUUAA
Messenger RNA from Lottia gigantea (owl limpet), 390 nucleotides. RefSeq lists its product as hypothetical. The transcript has a single exon. Bases 1 to 390 code for a protein of 129 amino acids. The record is from RefSeq and is a predicted model, not a curated record. Lineage: Eukaryota; Metazoa; Mollusca; Gastropoda; Lottiidae.